Trichomonas vaginalis G3 is the source of this 1086-nucleotide messenger RNA. RefSeq names its product STKc CK1 domain-containing protein. The coding region runs from base 1 to 1086 and encodes 361 amino acids. Lineage: Eukaryota; Parabasalia; Trichomonadida; Trichomonadidae. Gene Ontology annotation, molecular function: protein serine/threonine kinase activity; ATP binding. Gene Ontology annotation, biological process: endocytosis; signal transduction; peptidyl-serine phosphorylation. The transcript has a single exon. Gene Ontology annotation, cellular component: nucleus; cytoplasm. The record is from RefSeq and is a predicted model, not a curated record.
AUGAAAGUUGGCGAGCGGAUUGGCGGAGGUAGUUAUGGUAAUAUAUUUUAUGCAUACAAUACCGCUAAUAAGAAGGAGCUUGCAUUGAAGAUAGAAUCUGAAAAAACUAAAAGAUCACAAAUUUUUAAUGAAUAUAGAGCAUUAAAAUGUUUAGCCGGCUAUGUUGGAAUACCAAAGGUCUAUUUUGAAACAUGCUAUGGUAAUCAGAAUGCUUUUACAAUGGAACUCUUAGGUGAUUCACUUGAAAAAUUGUUUGAGCGAUGUGGCAGGAAAUUCUCUCUUAAGACAGUAUUAAUGCUUGCAGACCAGAUGAUCAAAUGCGUACAAUAUAUCCAUACAAAAUCAUUUAUUCAUAGAGACAUCAAACCAGAAAAUUUCACCAUAGGUACUGGACCAAAUUCGAAUGUCAUCUACAUAAUUGAUUUUGGCCUUGCAAAACGUUACAUUAAUGGACAAACGCUUACUCACAUCCCAUACCGUGAAGGACGAAGUUUCACAGGAACUACACGUUAUGGCUCAAUAAACGAUCAUCUUGAUAUUGAACAAUCGCGCCGCGAUGAUAUGGAAUCUCUUGCAUACACCCUUAUUUAUUUCUUGAAAGGUUUUUUACCAUGGCAUGGCUGCAAACGAGAGACAUUUCAAAUCAAGCUCUCUACAUCAGUAGAAGAAUUAUGUGAAGGAUUACCUGUUGAAUUCUCAAUAUUCCUACAAGAUAUGAGAAAAUUAGAUUUUGAAGAAGAACCAAAUUAUUCGAAAUAUCUACAGUUAUUUAGAUCCCUAUUCCUUAAUUCUGGCUUUGUUUAUGAUGACGUGUACGAUUGGACUCUUCUUCCUGAAGAACCACCGCGUCCUCAUUUCAAACAAGAUGUAUUUAACUCCAAGAUAUCGAAUGAUGAUUCCUCUGACUCAAUCAUCAAGACCAAACAACCACAUAGAGAAAAAUCUGCUGGUACAUCGAGAUUAUCUUUAAUAUCAUUGCCAACACAGAACGUUCUUGCUCAGUCAGGAAUAUUCCUUACUAAGAAGCCUCCAAAGAGGCUUUCUCUUGAGACAAACCAGACUCUACCUUCAUUAUUUAAUAAGUAA